UGGACCUCCUCUUAUAGAGUAACUUUGACAGUUUGGUUCAGUUCGGCUGCGGGGCCGGUGCGCGAGUCCAACCCCUCCCCACAGGACUGAGACACGGCGGACACGGUCUCUCCGAACGUCCAGCUAACACUCCCCAACGAUGGGUGAUUGGAGUGCUCUGGGUCGUCUGCUGGACAAAGUCCAGGCCUAUUCUACUGCGGGUGGGAAGGUCUGGCUGUCCGUGCUCUUCAUCUUUAGGAUCCUGGUUCUGGGUACCGCAGUGGAGUCGGCCUGGGGUGACGAGCAGUCGGCUUUUAAGUGUAACACCCAGCAGCCUGGUUGUGAAAACGUCUGCUACGACAAAUCGUUCCCCAUCUCCCAUGUUCGCUUCUGGGUGCUGCAGAUCAUCUUUGUAUCAACGCCCACGCUGCUCUACCUGGCUCACGUUUUCUAUCUGCACAGGAAGGAACAGAAACUCAACAGAAAGGAGGAGGAGCUUAAAGCCGUUCAGAAUGAUGGGGGUGAUGUUGACAUCCCGCUUAGGCAAAUUGAGUUAAAAAAAAUGAAGUACGGCAUUGAGGAGCACGGAAAAGUGAAGAUGAAGGGAGGCCUCCUCAGAACUUACAUUGUGAGCAUCUUCUUCAAGUCUCUGUUUGAGGUGGGCUUCCUGUUGAUCCAGUGGUACAUCUACGGCUUCAGUCUGAACGCCGUCUACACUUGCGAGAGGGACCCGUGUCCUCACAGGGUGGACUGUUUCCUGUCGCGGCCCACAGAGAAGACCGUCUUCAUCAUCUUCAUGCUGGUGGUCUCUCUGGUCUCUCUGAUGCUCAACGUCAUCGAGCUUUUCUACGUCUUAUUCAAGAGGAUCAAAGACCGCGUAAAGGGAAAGCAGCAGCAGCAGCAGGCCGGGCUUUUCCCCGGGGGAGGAGGAACUUUGAGCCCCACCCCCAAAGAGCUGUCCACCACAAAGUACGCUUACUACAACGGCUGUUCAUCCCCAACCGCCCCCAUCUCACCCAUGUCCCCUCCAGGCUACAAGCUCGCCACAGGGGAGCGUGGAACCGGCUCCUGCCGGAAUUACAAUAAGCAAGCCAAUGAGCAGAACUGGGCCAACUACUCUACGGAGCAGAACCGGCUGGGUCAAACUGGUGCGGGAAGUACCAUUUCAAACUCCCACGCACAAGCCUUUGACUUUCCUGAUGACACCCAUGAGCACAAGAAACUCACAUCAUCAGCGGGACACGAACUGCAGCCCCUGGCGCUGAUGGACCCCAGGCCGUGCAGCCGGGCUAGCAGCAGGAUGAGCAGCAGAGCCCGACCCGAUGACCUGGAUGUCUAACGGGCCCUGGCGACCUUACCGUUCUGCCUGGCCGACAGGAUGUGAGGCUGCAGGCGGACAAUCAGGCAACACUUGAUCAGAAAGGGUCAUGAAGAAGGUGGGACUAACCUCAAUCACUGUCCUCACGAUAGAGACUGUGUGUCAGUCAGAGACAUUAAAGCUUCAGUGUAACACUUUCAAAAGGUACAACUCGCAACUAUUUUGUCUGUACUGUAACUUUGUAGUUCCAUUAGUCCAGCUUUAAAAAACACAGCAGCCAUAGGGCUGGUUCAGAACACGGAAAGCCGGUUCAUCCUUUACCCAUAAGUUUUCAAAAUCUUUAGACCACCGCCGUGGAGCUACAGCCGGCGAGGGGCAACAGAGAAGGAACAACAAACAAGGUGGAGGGCAUACAAGAGGCAGGGCCAUCUGCUCGGAUUUAGGAACCUGAGCAGAGCCGCCUCCUAUUGACACACGUCUCUUUGGUAUUUGUAGCCUGCACUAUUUAGUGAAAACACUGUACUUGGUGGGCGGUGCAUCAGACAGCUUUUGUUAACCAGAGAAACACAUUGAUAAGUCUUGUAGAGUAGGACCCCCCUCUGUCACAGAAUUGAUUUUAAAACUCAGCCCUGAUGGAGUUGGUCCUCAAAUGCUCUGAGAUCUUUGAAACCAGCCUCGUUCAACACUCUAGGUUUUGGUUUGUCAGGGUUUGUUCGUAUUCUGGCCCCCUUGAUGACUUUGCUGCCUUCUUAACCUUUAACUCCAAACUAACCUGCCGACUAACGGGGGUUUAUCUAGUUCUUAGUAAAGCUUAUAGUGUUUAUUGUUUGAACAUGCAGUAGACCCACAAACAAGCCCUGAACAACCAGGACCUGUGGUGAUAUUCCAGGGUUGUACGUCCAGAUAAUGGAUUCUGAUCCUUUACUGGUUCUACCGUUGCUACAGACAGAAGUCACCAUUUAGUCCUCUCUAGGACCUGAUUGUAAACAACUUUUUGAAACGUUCUGAGCAGCGGUUUCCCUAACCAACCAUGACCUUCAGGGAGGCACAAACCUUUGGUUGCAGUAGAAAACUGCAGUUUCAAUGAACAGGUGCCAAAUAUAGUUGGGAUACAGGACUGUAGUCCAUGCGAUACCCCUCUUGAGUUCUAACUGAGAAUUUUGUCAAAAAAACUGGAGUCGUGGUUUGGUGAAGUUUUUCUAUGCUCUUCGUUGAGUACUUGUCUUAAACAGGUCUUCAUCUCAUGUGGAAGAUCAGGAUUAUUGCCCUGAAUCUGCCAUAUAAAAAAAACAAUCGUCUUCCACCCAACCCCCUUUCGUAUUAAUUGAACACCAAACCAAACCGUUUGCCUUACAAUCGCAGCCGACUAUACAGUGGAUUCCUGAGAGACUUUGAAUCUGUGUGAUGACGUGCUUUUGUUUCACGACUUUCUUGUUCCGUGCGUCACCGUCACCUAGCGCUCGGAUCAAGCUCGGAUUGAGCUCGUCUCUUGAGGCGAACAGGAACUCUGAAUGUUGAGUAUUGUAGGGUUUGUUUAACCGCUGCUGCCUGACACAUAGAGACGUAGUACUGUAACUGUAACUAGCUGUCCAGAUGAAAUGUGAGUUUGUAGACUAAUUUUUAGUGGUGUGUGUUAACGUCUGCCCUGGUAGCUCCACAGCUGUCCCUCCCCUCCCGUCCUCAUCUUGACCUGUUCAUCAUGUUGUCGGUACUCAUGUUUUGGAUGUUUGCACUGAGAUCUUGGUGUUAGAAGAUGUUUUCUGAAGCACGAGUUUUCUUACAGACAUGUUACUAAUUUAUUGUACAACACAAAAGUCAGCCACACACGAUGUCAAUCACCUGGUUUCACAGGGAGCUGUGGCGCACACCAGUGACAGAACCGGACCAGUGGUCUGUCGCGCGGUGCUGACCCACGAGGAUCCACUGUUGUACAGUGAAAGUGCCUGAUAAUAAAAGACAGAGUCGCUCUUUGUAUCUGUGAAAUGCUUCUCUAACCAAUAAAGUUUUCUUUCUUAAAUCCUGA
Molecule: messenger RNA, 3320 nt
Organism: Oryzias latipes (Japanese medaka)
Lineage: Eukaryota; Metazoa; Chordata; Actinopteri; Beloniformes; Adrianichthyidae
Gene: gja1b
Product: gap junction protein alpha 1b
Biological process (GO): heart development; cell communication by electrical coupling; cell-cell signaling
Cellular component (GO): connexin complex
Molecular function (GO): gap junction channel activity
Source: RefSeq, a predicted model, not a curated record